AAUGCAUUGCCACGUUCAACUCAGCGAAGAAUGAAUGCACACUUUAACAAAUCCCUGGUUCCUGUAAAAAAAAACACGCACAUGCCAUGGUUCUGUUAAAAAUGAGUAUCUCUGAAUACGGUCGUGGCAACGUCGGUAUCAACUCGCCAUCUCCCCUCCAAACACACAAAGGUCCAUCACUUCCAUUGGCAUUACGCCCGGAAUUAAGGGCCACAGGUGUUGACUCCCUCGGCUGCGUCUGCCGGCGUAGAAACGAAAGCAUGCUUGGCAAAGAUCUUGAUGUCUGGGACAUGCUGUGUAGCGUUCGCAUGGACAAACACACGCGUCUCAUCGGGAAGAAGCGUGACACUGACGGCCGGGGGGGAGAGGGAUUACGCAACUAAUGAUCAUCGCAUAAAAUACCACCGUUCUACACUAUCAUUCAUUCGGGCGUCAGCAGUGAGCCGUGAAGGACGCUUCGAGAGAAGGAAAAAAAAGGGUGGCGAUUCGUCAGAGUCGCUGCUUAUUAGGGGCGGCGUUGGUUGGAACGUGACGUGUUGACAUGCAGGACAUUCGAUAGACACUGAUUUAGAGCGACCUAACCAGUCUGCUUCGGAUAGUCAUGAAUAUCUAGACACACACACAGAGAGGAGAGAGAGACAACAUUUCACGAGUUGCUCCGAUUUGCACGAUCGGCUUACGUACGGGUUCGCGAUAAGUUCCAAAGAUACACACAGGCGCGCACACGUGCGCCACUCGUCGCGUUCGGCAGCGAUGAAUUUCGACGACGUUCUCAAGAAGAUCGGAGGCUUCGGCAAGUUCCAGGUGAUUUUGUACACGUGGAUCUGCCUGCCGCACAUCUCCAUCGCGAUGCACAUGCUCGUGUCGGUGUUCGCGGGCGCCACGCCGGAGCACUUCUGCCGCGACCCCGCUGGGGGUCACGCUCAGGUGCCCUCGGCCACCACCACCACCGCUGCCACCACCACCACCACCGCUGCCACCACCACCACCACCACCACGGGGGAGUCGGCAGCUGCCAACGGGACCGCGUCGCGACCGCGGUGCGGCAGCCUCCUGAACGAGAGCGAGUGGCGGUCCUGCGCCACGGGGUGGGAUUACGACCGCAGCGUCUUCACCAGCACCGUGGUCACCGAGUGGGACCUGGUUUGCACGAGAAGUUACCUCAAUAACGUGGGCUCGUCCAUCUUCAUGCUGGGCCUGAUGGUGGGGUCUCCCGUGCUUGGGACCAUGGCUGACAAGUACGGCCGUAAGUCCGUCAUCCUCGUCUCGAUGGCAAUUCAGACAGCCUUCGGCCUCGGGGCGGCGUUCGCGCCCAACUUCGUGAUGUACGCCUUGGCCCGCUUCAUGGUCGGAGUCGCCAUCUCGGGCGUCAUCAUGAACGCCUUCGUGUUGGCCACGGAGUGGACGGGCAUCGGCGAGCGCAUGCUGGCCGGAAUCGCCACUCAACAGGCGUUCGGCGUGGGCUACAUGCUGCUCGCGCCCGUCGCCUACUUCAUCCGCGACUGGCGCCACCUGCAGCUCGCCAUCUCCAUCCCCGAGAUCCUCUUCAUCGCCUACAUCUGGCUGCUGCCCCGCUCUGCCCGGUGGCUCCUGGCGAACAAUCACCACGACAAGGCGGCGAGUCUGGUGCGCAGAGCAGCGGCGAUCAACGGCAUGAGCCUUCCUGAUGACCUCCUGAAGUCGGAGAUGCUGAAGCAGAAACUGGCGGCGAGCCCUCAGCAGGCCCACUCUGUCCUGGACCUCUUUCGCACGCCGCGGCUGAGGAAACAGUCCUUCAUUCUCUUCUACUCUUGGUUCGCGAUCACUCUGGUCUACUACGGCCUCUCGCUCGGCAUCUCCGACCUGGGGCUGGACAUCUUCCUCACGCAGUUCAUCUUUGGCGCCGUGGAGAUCCCCGCGCGCUUCCUCUUGCUCGUCACGCUCCCCAAGAGCCGCAGGAUGUCCCAGGUCGGCUUCCUGGCCUUCGGGGGCCUCUUCUGCAUCCUCACCGUGGCCGUGCCAAGCGACAUGCCCACCGUUCGGACCGGGCUCGCGAUGCUCGGGAAGUUCGGCGUCACGGCUUCCUUCGUCGUCAUCUUCAUCUACACGGCAGAGAUCUACCCGACGGUCAUCAGGCAGAUGGGCGUGGGGAUGUCGUCGAUGUUCGCUCGCUUCGGCGGGGUGCUCGCCCCCCUCGUGAGCCUCGCCUUCCCCCCGGGCCACGCGGGCCCGAUGGCGAUGUUCGGGGCGAUGUCCCUGCUCGCCGCCGCGCUCGGACUCGCGCUGCCCGAGACGGCCAACCGCCCGCUGCCCGACUCCAUCGCCGACACCGAGAGGAGGGAUGAUGAUGAUGAUGGGGGGGAGGAGGAGGAGCGGCGGCAGGGGCGGCAGAGCGAGGGGUGAGAACAUGUGACCUGUGCAGAGAAGACACUAAAGACGCGUCUCCUGACGGCCGCUCCGUGACCUUCAGGGACAAGACGUUCUGUCUGCUGUCUGGCCACUGGUGCAAGAUGUGUUGUGUCCAAGACCGGCCUUAAAUGUAAACGAUCGUGAAGUUAAACAAUAUGAAGUGUAACUUGAGCACGUGGCAUUGAGAAGAUUUCAGAGGCGCCAUAUUUCCCCCCAAAAACAAUUAUUUCGAAUCAAUGUUUAGUCACUGUUAAUGCCAUGCCACGUGGGUUUCACUGGAGGUGUAAAGAUGCAUCAAUGUAGUUAUAUCUACGUCUCAGCUCACGAUGCAUGCAUCCAAUUUCGUAUCAUGGGACCUUUUUCGCCAGUAUCAAUGUAUAAUAACAAUUACGUUUUUUUAUUCGUGGGUUAAUGUGACCCCUGUAGCCGCCAGAGGACGAUAUAUUCACUACAGUUUAAUGGUGACCCUGAAUCACGAUGGUUCUUCGAAUUGCCACAAAGUUCAAGGAUAAGGAACGGUUCGUUUUCAUGCAACGCCAGCCUCGCGAACCUCGCUGGACCGAAGCAAUACCGAGACGGGGUGGAAACGAGGCAAAUAGGAAUCUAUUCCUGAAUCAAACUGUGGUUCUGAUUUGUGACAAUUCAUAGACUCGCAGGGAGGGAUGAAUUGUUACAAAUACACCUCUGUGCUGCGGUAAGUUCCAUUAGCGGGCACCUAUGAAGGCCUGCACGGCACACGCGGGGGUUGGUGGCCAACACCAUGCCCGGUCGCCUUUUGUUUCCAUACUGGUGAUGUUUACAUGUUGCACCAGUUACUCAUUUGAGGCCGAGUCGACCCAGGGGAGGCUCAGGACCGGUUCAGGUGAUUGUCACGAAUGUUGGCCGGGGGGGGGGGGGAAUCGAACUCGAGUCGCCGGGUUUGUAGCGCAGCUUUGCCAACCACUAAACCACCACUCCCCAUACACACAACGUCCAGCUUCCAAACGCCCAAAGAUUACUGUUUGGAAGCCGGGUCGUGCCGUCAAUUCCACACACAAUUCCCGUUCUCAUUCUCCCCAAAUCAGCGUUUACCCAUGAUAUGUUUUCCAUAAAUCUUGUACCUGGACAGCGCUUUUGUCAAUCCACUGCUGGAUGAGGGUUGGGAUCUUGUAUCUUCUAAUAAAACGCAACAUCUGCGGACUUUGCAGCUACAAGCUUGUGUUCAUUUACACAGGCAUAAAAAAUACUCUCCGACUCUUGCAGUGCCAAUAAUAGCAAGUGCUUUGCCUCAAUUUUGCUUGCAAGUCAAAAAUAAACUUUUAGAAGUGCGCCGCAUGGAACCCACACCCGGACGUUCCAUCGUAGGCCGCAUCACCACAUUGACCUCUCAUACAAUGAGAGUUUCGGCAUCCGUUCUCGGUAGCCCAUGUAGAUCUCAAGGCUACCUUUCGACUCGGUCGACCGCAAAGCUCUUUGGUUGCUCCUCUCACAAGCAUUGGAUUGAUUACCAGCCAAAAGAUUGUGAAUUUGUUUAAGGAGCUCGACAAAGACACAAUCAGUUGCUAAUAAUUGUUUUUUUUACCCUUUUA
This is a messenger RNA of Lethenteron reissneri (Far Eastern brook lamprey), 3956 nucleotides long. RefSeq names its product organic cation transporter protein-like. NCBI's taxonomy places the organism in Eukaryota, Metazoa, Chordata, Hyperoartia, Petromyzontiformes, Petromyzontidae. Gene Ontology annotation, molecular function: transmembrane transporter activity. Gene Ontology annotation, cellular component: membrane. Gene Ontology annotation, biological process: transmembrane transport. The record is from RefSeq and is a predicted model, not a curated record.